Molecule: messenger RNA, 1159 nt
Organism: Cryptomeria japonica (Japanese cedar)
Lineage: Eukaryota; Viridiplantae; Streptophyta; Pinopsida; Cupressales; Cupressaceae
Exons: 3
Coding region: 119-520 (133 amino acids)
Cellular component (GO): chloroplast envelope
Source: RefSeq, a predicted model, not a curated record
GCUUAAAUUAAUGCAGAGACAUGGUUUUAUGUUAAAAUUACUUCUCACGUAUACUCAUUAACAGUUUCGUGCCAUUAAAUCUUAUCGUGUUGCAGGCCAGUGGAGUUGCACGAAUAGGAUGUGGAAGUUUGAUGAACCACCUCCUCCGCCGUCGCGGAAGACUGUGAAGAAAAAGCCAAAGAAAAAGCGAAACUACGACCAUGCCAAAUUGAGAGCAACCAAAGAUGGUGAAAACUCCACCAUGUACGUGCCCUCUAAAUCCGCCUCCGACCUUUCCGAACAGAAACAAACUGAAGACAUCAUCGACCCUGAACUCCGCUAUACUUUCCAAAGAAAUUUUCAGUUCAUCCGGAAGGUUUUCAGUGUCGACCCUUAUUUAAAACCUCUUCCUGCGCCGAUAGGGCAGAGCAUUGGACGCAGUUUGGGCUUUUUCACUAGCAUUUUCACUCAGUUUUUCGGUGAUCCAAUGAAAACUGCUAGGUUGGGGGCGGUGAGGGGAGUUGCCUCCAAAAAAAAUUGAAUCUUCACCCAAAAUUAUGAACUCAGCAUCCACUUCAAAAUAUCAGAGGUUGUAUUUCCAAAUAGCAAUCAGAGGUAUUCGAAGAUUUUGAGUUAAUUUUUUAAAAUAUCGAGUGCUAGUUUUACAUAACUAUUAUGGAAGUCUUGCAGUAAAGCUGAAAAUAUGAAGAAUCGUGACACCUCUUCACCCGCAAGAUUUUUCACAUUUUUUCGAGCAGCACCAGCUGAAUAAAAUAUUGGAAGGCCCUCUCUACAGGAUCACAAUGUUAGGGAAAUCAAAUGAAGCUUUUUAGCUUUGGAAAUUUGUAUCAUUUCUUUAAAAUGUUUAUUCAGAUUAACAAUCCUUUCAUCGACGGCUAUUUUCUCAAAACUCCAAUUCUAGUACAAUGUUUAGGUCAUUUAUUUGGAUUAAAAUUGGUAGUUGAAGGCCACAUUCCAUUCCAAUAACUUGAACAGGGGUGAUGGUCUUGGUUAGGGUAGGCGUGAAGACUCAUUUAUCAUUUUAUUUGAAUAUGAAUGCAUACAACUUCUUAAUGUUAAUUAUUCAGUGAUUCUCAUCUUAGAAUGUGCUGGUGGUUUGAAAAUGCCACCUCUUUCUAUUUGAAGAAGUAAAUACGUGAUUUGUCCAGUGGAUUGAGAA